Molecule: messenger RNA, 2514 nt
Organism: Penaeus chinensis
Lineage: Eukaryota; Metazoa; Arthropoda; Malacostraca; Decapoda; Penaeidae
Gene: SCCRO3
Product: DCN1-like protein 3
Exons: 5
Coding region: 784-1719 (311 amino acids)
Biological process (GO): positive regulation of ubiquitin-protein transferase activity; protein neddylation
Cellular component (GO): ubiquitin ligase complex
Molecular function (GO): cullin family protein binding; ubiquitin-like protein binding; ubiquitin conjugating enzyme binding
Source: RefSeq, a predicted model, not a curated record
UCUUGCGGGUUUAUUUGCAAAAUCCGCUGUUCUCGGUCGAGGAAGAAGCUGUUGAUGCGGCCCGAUAUGUGCUAGGAGAUUCCGGACGAGGGAAUAUGUGCUAGGAAGGUCCGGAUGAGGAAAUAUGAUUCCGAGAUAGAGGCAGAUGAGGGAGGAACACACGAGCGAGUGAUGUCGGCGGCGUGAAAGGAAGAAGGAAGGAAGGAAGGAGAAUGAAGACCAGGGCUAGGACCAAGUUGCCUGAAAUGUGGAAGAUAAAAGUUACUCCAUUUUGGCAGGGAUGAAUUAAAAGAAAGAUACUAAGAAAGAAGAGGAAGCCUACUUUAACUACAGUUUUGAUAAGAAUGUAAAGCCAAAGGAAGCAAAAAUCCUUCAACUUAACCGAGUACAUUGCAGUAAGGAGCCCUAGUCCUUCUGGAAGGAGACCUUGAAGAAUAUCUAUUGGAAAUUAUCAUUUGCACUAAUCCAAACUACAUCUCUGAUCUCACAAUUAGGAGAAAGCCUUACCAUUCACAUUCCUCAGACGAUGAAGAUUUAAGAUGAGGAGGUUCUGACAGUGUUUUAUGAAGGAGAAGGAUGAAGUCUAUGUAACAUCCAAUACAGAGAAGCCAGUGUGAAGAACUAAUAGUGUUAGAGAUGCUACACUCUUUAGCCCAGAACUGCAUAUGUGGAUUUCAGGUUCCCCCAGAUGUGAAGACCCAUUUAAAAGGGUACCUUGCAAACCAAAUUUGAAAUAAUAAAUGUGCUGGCCAGGUGGGUCACGUGUGGCGGGCAGCGGGACCAAUGGGGAAGUGCCUAUCUUGUCUGAAGGUACGUCCUCCUGCCCACCAACACAAUCUUCAACACUACCCUGCUUUGCAGCAUCCUCCGCCCAUGCAUGAAUAUGAACAGACACAAGAAGGAAGUGAGAGUGGUAGCAGCCUCAGUGGGCUUGAAGGAAGGUCACCAGUGCCACCACCUGAUACGCAAAGCAAUGGUAGUGGAAAAAAUAGCAUAAUUGUCAGUGCUCCAGAGAAACGGUCAUUUUAUUCUAGGAUUCCACCGCUUGCCAAGACUGCUAGUAAUGAAGUUAAAAGACUAUCAUCUAAAGAAUAUUCAGAAGCAAAGAUUAUUAGCUUGUUUGACCACUAUAAGGACCAGCAUUAUGAUGCUAUACUGUCAGAAGGUAUUGAACAUCUGUGCAUGGAUCUGAAUGUUAAACCUGAAGAGUUUAUAGUGUUAGUGUUAGCCUGGAAAUUUGGGGCAGAAACUAUGUGCCGGUUUACGCGUGCAGAAUUCCUAAGUGGAUGCAAAGCUCUUAAAGUGGAUUCAAUCAAGGGUAUACAGUCCAAAUUCUCAGAUAUGCUACAUGAGGUCCAGAGACCAGAAGAAUUCAAAGACCUUUAUAGAUUUACAUUUAAAUUUGGUCUGGAUUCUGACACCGGCCAACGAAUUUUACCGUCCGAUAUGGCAGUGUUGUUAUGGAAACUUGUCUUUUCUCAGCGUGAGCCAAGUAUAUUGAAGAGAUGGUUAGCAUUCCUUGAAAGACAUCCCAAUAUUCGUGGUAUACCAAGAGACACGUGGAAUAUGUUCCUAAAUUUUGCUGAAACUGUAGGAGAUGAUCUGAGUUCUUAUGAUGAUACGGAAGCAUGGCCCAGUCUGUUUGAUGAUUUUGUGGAAUAUGAGAAUGAUCAGUUGAACCAGAACAUUAGUAAAGACCAUAAAGAAGAAAAUGAAUAAUGACGCUUUUGAAGAUAGGAUCUGCUGUUUGUCUUUGGAAAAUAAAGAAAGGGUUAUGUAAUUGUACUUUAUGCUUUUAUUAUGUUUAAUUUUUGUCUGCUACUUAAUAUCUCAAAUCUAUUGUCUUUUUUAUGUUCAUCAUAACCAUUUUCUCUGUUCUUCAUAGAUUUAUUUUUAUCUUCUCUUUGCCCUCUUGCUUACAGUUAUUCCUUCACUGUUUCCUUGUGUUGUAACUGUCUUUUCAUCAUCACUUUACACUUUCCUUCACUUGCCCUUAUCUUCUUUAUUUCUCUGUCACUGCCUCAUUUCUAUUGGGUUGUAUUUUCUCUCUUCCAGUUCUGUAUGUUUUGCUGUUUGCAAAUUGUAUUCAAAUUUGUUUCAAAUAUGAAUUCUUCUAACAUACAGAUUUCAGAAGGAAGAGUACUAAGUUUGCUUUUUUAUUUAUUUAUUAUUUUUAUAGAUGAUUAGUUACUUUUUAUAAUAAACUUUGUAUGCAUAUAUGCUUAUUGAAGCUGUCACAAAAAUUCUCUUGUACAUUUUUUUCAGACUUACAAGUAAAAAAAACGUAAUUUUUUUUCUUUCUUUCCGGGAAAUCUCAAUUACCUUGUCUUUGAAUCAGGCUUUUGAAUAAGUAUGAUAAAAGAUGAAUCUAUUAAUAAGAAUAGAGUUUAUCAAUCUAGUAAAUUUGCAUUGUGUAUCAUGUAUAAUCAUACUUCAAAAAUAUUGUAAUUCAUUUGUUUAAUGAUAUUCAUUGGUAUUAUAUAAACAAAUAAAAUGGUAUGUAAAGAGUUUCUA